Sphaeramia orbicularis (orbiculate cardinalfish) is the source of this 2885-nucleotide messenger RNA. It is a transcript of the gene tgfbi, whose product is annotated as transforming growth factor, beta-induced. The record is from RefSeq and is a predicted model, not a curated record. Gene Ontology annotation, cellular component: extracellular matrix. NCBI's taxonomy places the organism in Eukaryota, Metazoa, Chordata, Actinopteri, Kurtiformes, Apogonidae. The transcript is spliced from 17 exons. Bases 91 to 2133 code for a protein of 680 amino acids. Gene Ontology annotation, biological process: extracellular matrix organization; cell adhesion. Gene Ontology annotation, molecular function: cell adhesion molecule binding.
GGGUCGGUCCUGGAUCCCGGAGACACGGACGAGGAAACGAAGAGAGGAAGCAGACACGAGGCUGAAGCUGGUGUGCAGGAUCCAGAACCCAUGAAGAUGAACCGGCUUGUGCAGGUCCUGGCCCUGGCCCUGCUCCUCACCAUCUGUGUGGCCCGGUCCCCGUACCAGGCGGUCCUGCAGCACAGCCGGAUCAGAGGCCGGCAGCAGGGGCCAAAUGUUUGUGCCAUGCAGCAGAUUAAAGGCACUGAUAAGAAAUACUUCACCAACUGCAAACAGUGGUACCAUCGCAAGAUCUGCGGAAAACCCACGGUCAUCUCCUACGAGUGCUGUCCGGGAUAUGAGAAGAUUCCUGGAGAGAAGGGCUGUCCUGCAGCGCUGCCUCUGGUGAACAUCUUCAACACCCUGGGCGUGGUCGGAGCCAUCACCACACAGAUGUACUCCGAACGGGCCAACCUGAAGGAGGAGAUCGAAGGACCCGGCAGCUUCACCUUCUUCGCCCCGAGUAACGAGGCCUGGGCCGCCCUGCCCACAGAGAUCCUGGACGCUCUGGUGAGCAACGUGAACAUCGAGCUGCUCAACGCUCUCCAUUACCACAUGGUGAACCGCCGGCUGACCUCAGAGGAGCUGAAACAUGGCUCCUCCUUCCCCUCCAUGUACCAGGACUUCCACGUCCACAUCCACCACUACCCCAACGGCAUUGUGACGGUGAACUGUGCUCGUCUCAUCAAACCUGACCAACACGCCACCAACGGCAUCGUGCACGUGGUCGACCGCGUCAUCACCGCCGUCUCCAACAACGUUCAGACUCUAAUCGACGUCGAUGACGAUCUGGAGACACUGCGUACGGCGAUCGCAGCUGCAGGUCUGACCGCCCUCUUGGAGAGCGAGGGUCAGUACACCAUCUUUGCGCCAACCAACGAAGCCUUCGAGAAGAUUCCCCAGGAGACCCUGAACCGGAUCUUGGGAGACCCCGUGGCUCUGAAAGACCUGCUCAACUACCACAUCCUGAAGCACAUGCAGUGCGCCGAGUCCAUCGUGUCAGGGACGCCGAUGGAGACGCUGCAGGGCACCAUGCUGGAGGUCGGCUGCGACGGAGACCAGAUGACCCUGAACGGAAGGGCCAUCAUCACCAGGAGGGACCAGCUGGGAACCAACGGGGUCAUCCACUACAUCAACGAACUGCUCAUCCCAGACUCAGCCAAAACUCUCCUGGAACUCGCCGAGGGUUCGUCCGUCGCCACGGCAACCAAACUAUUUGUAGACGCAGGUCUGAGCUCCCACCUGACGGGUUCUGAACCGCUGACAUUGCUCGCUCCUCUGGAUGACGCCUUCAAGGGAAGUAUGACGAUGACACCGGACAUGAGGAGGCUGAUGACCAACCACAUCCUGAAGGAGCAGCUCUCCUCCAAGUCUCUGUACCACGGACAGGAGCUGGAGACGCUGGGAGGUCUCAAACUCAGAGUGUUCGUCUACAGAAACAACCUGUGCAUUGAAAAUGCCUGCAUCGCCGCCCAUGAUAAGAUCGGCCGCUACGCCACCAUGUUCACUGUGGACAAAGUGCUCACCCCCCCGAUGGGAACAGUUAUGGACGUCCUGAAGGCAGACGACCGCUUCAGCCUUCUGGUCGGCGCCAUCCAGACAGCCGGGAUGACGGAGCUGCUGAACCAACAGGGGGCGCUGACGUUCUUCGCCCCCACAAAUGACGCAUUCAGCGCCAUCCCACAGGCCGAACUCAACAAACUGAUGCGUAACCGUCAGGAGCUGUCCAACGUCCUCCGGUACCACCUGGCCGAGGGGAUGGUGGUCAGCGGAGGCGUGGGGUCUCACACCAGACCCAAAACUUUGCAGGGGGAGAAGCUGGAACUGGGCAUGAGGAACUACACGAUUUACGUCAACAGGAAACCAGUGGCGGAAGCAGACCUGAUGGCGACCAACGGAGUCGUCCACGCCAUCAACACCAUCGUCAAACCUCUGCCUCCUAAGGUGGACAGGGAACAGGCUGAUGGACCUGCACUUCCCGUCAGAUCGGCAUCUUCAUCCAGGCUCGACUCCAGGAGCUUCAGGAACGACGAUCUUUUUCAGAAGGUGAUUAAGAGUCGCUCCAGCAGGACGAUGCCUCGGCGCCAAAAAUAAACCACACAACAAUACUUCUGAGUAACCAACGAAGAAGAGCAGAGCACCUUCUCAACCCAAAGGGCCAAAGGUCACAAGUUUUCCCCCUCAAAUCCUUUAACACAGCACACACGUUUUCGUUUCUUUUGUUUUUUAACCAUCGAAGCGAACCGAUCAGGAAAACAUCUGCGUUAAAAUUCAGGUUUUAGUUUGACUGAGAUACAAAAGAAACACUGUACAUGUCUUCAAAUCACACGCUUUGAACAUUUUAGAUGAAGCUCUUCAGAUUUCUGUAUUUGUAUUUGUUUACACACAGUCUAACGAUGUAUCUGAAAAGCAUUCUGGGAAAUGUAGGAAACCACUAUCUGAAGCAGAAGAUGAACACACAGACGUCUGGGUUGGUUUUUAUUGGACUGUGCGACAGAAUCUGAGGGGGUUUUCUUCUGAAAACGAUGAAAUAUUGUUAGAGAAGAAGGUGCUGUUUUUAUUCUUUACCUAAACAGUGUUGUAUUUUCUAUGUACUGUAAAAAAAAAGAAAAACAAACCCAGCUAGUUUUUGCCCGUUAGUCACAAAGUUUGAAGUCUUGAACACUUUUUGUAAAACUUGUAUGUCCGUGUUUUUGUGUGCGCGAUGGUCCUGCAGCAUGUGUGCAGGUUUAAGCUGAAACCAAAGAAUCAAACAGUCAUCGGAAGGUUUUCUGGGGGAAUUUAGGAAUUUGUUUUUUCGUUGUGUUUUUGUAAAAUAAAGCGGAAAAGUGCCACAAACACCUGAA